AACUGACAUUUAGGCGUUUUAUGCAGCUGCUCAAGUUUUGUGCAUUUCGACUUUUCCGCCGCCGCACGAACGCGCGUCUUCUGCAGGACUACACAGGACGAGAAACUCCCCUCUCCUUCAUCAAACGGGAAAAGGGUGAAGGGGAGAACGAGAAGGAGAGAAAAGUUUUUUUUUUCUCCCCCUUCCUAAAGUUUGAGCUUUCACUUUCUGCCUUCGAGGCGGGGUUAGCGGCGAGAGCAGCAUGGAGUAGGCGCAAGGGGGGACGGCGAGCAAUUGCAAUGCUGCGACGCGGCGAACUUCCACUCAACUUCAAAACGCGAUUCAUUUCCCGCCUCUGAGAUAACUAUGUACUCUCCGUACUGCCUGACACAGGAUGAAUUCCAUCCCUUCAUCGGAGGCUCUCCUCCGCACGUCCGGGCGUUCUCCUACACCUGGUUCAACCUGCAGGCCCGCAAGCGCAAGUACUUCAAAAAGCACGAGAAGCGCAUGUCCAAGGACGAGGCGCGCCAUCAAAGAGCGAAACUCCUGGGCGAAGCCCGAGAUCAAGCAGAGUGGGCGUCGCGGCUGCUGGCCAAAUGCGCGCAUGGACAUCCGCCGAGUUCCGUGAAGACUUCGUGCUCCACCAUCACGGGAAGAAGCCGCCCGUGCUGCGUGCUGUCCAACCCACCAGAAGGGCAAGAUCCGCGCAUCGACUGUCUGAGGCAAGCCGACAAGGUCUGGCGCCUGGACCUGGUGAUGGUGAUCCUGUUCAAGGAGCCGCUGGAGAGCACAGACGGAGAGAGAUUGGUCAAGUCCCGCGAGUGCUCCAACCACAGCCUGUGCGUGCCGCACCACAUCGGAGUGUCCGUCAAGGAGCUGGACCUGUACCUGGCUUCGCCGUCCCACAUGCCAGCGUCAGCUCCAAAUAGCCUCGCGAGAGACCAGCACCCUGCAGAGGCAGCCACUCACAAUCCUGGGGCCCGUGGCAUCCUGUGCCAGAGCUCAGGGGCCUUUCUCAACCCCAAACGCACACAGUCCCCAUGUGCUGCUGUGGUUGAGGAGAGAAGAGAACAAGAGAAAGGACAGCUGGAGUCCUUUGCAAUGUGCUCUAGUUGGCACUAG
Molecule: messenger RNA, 1101 nt
Organism: Puntigrus tetrazona (Sumatra barb)
Lineage: Eukaryota; Metazoa; Chordata; Actinopteri; Cypriniformes; Cyprinidae
Product: nuclear factor 1
Biological process (GO): regulation of transcription by RNA polymerase II
Cellular component (GO): nucleus
Molecular function (GO): DNA-binding transcription factor activity, RNA polymerase II-specific; RNA polymerase II cis-regulatory region sequence-specific DNA binding
Source: RefSeq, a predicted model, not a curated record